ACCGCAUUCGGUGAGUAGUUGGACGGUUGGAAAUCAUUCCUGCUCUAUUCAGGUAUCGGUUAUCUCAUAUCGGUUCCACUACAUGCAAAAUCUAUAUAUCAUGACACUCGUCGCCGGUCUAAGUUCUGUCGUUAUUUGGUCAUCUACUGUCCUCUCGUUAGGCACCCUGAUUUGGCGAUAUAUAUCCCCUAGCAGGCCUUCAAGGUUCGAUUCGUUUUUAAAGAGUCUUGCAGCCAAUCUCUAUCGAAUCCCGAUCAAGUCUCUGCGUUUUUUGCCUUCUAGUUUCACUUUCAUCUAGCUCGAAAAAACUUGGUCGAUUGCGAAACAUUCACAAGGGACUAACAAACGAUGAGCGACCUCAUCAGAGACGCCCCUAUUGGGCAAAUCAUACGCUACCUUACCAAGAACAGAGUUCUCCAAUACCCAGAAGAGCGCGCAGAUUAUAUAUUGCCAGAAUCAUACGACACAGCGUUCACCUCUAAAACACCAAUCGAACCGGAGUCCACUCUCGACAACGAGAAGGCCCCGCAACCUGAAGACAAACUAGCAAGCGAAGAAGUCGAACCUCCAACAGAUUCGGAUCUCGAGAAGACCGAUACCGCUUCAAUUCUCAAUGGCGAGCAUUCAGUGCCCCUUGGCCGGAUCCAGAGUUCGCUCAGUAGGGUGAGCACGCGAGAAGCGCCUGGAAGAUCUCACACACGCGCCGAACUGGAGCACCAAAUCACCAAGGCCACGAUGGAGCGAGGGCCGACCCGAGAUAUCGUGCCGGAGCGCACGUCGGAUGGGGCUAUCCUCGUCGACUGGUAUACGACAGAUGAUCCUGCAAAUCCGCAGAAUUGGAGCCUCAAGAAGAAGAUGUUCGUCGCAAGUAUUAUCUAUCUCUAUACGCUUGCAGUAUAUAUGGGCAGCUCUAUAUUCACGGCCAGUUACAAUGGCGUCAUCGAAGAAUUCGAUGUCUCCGUUCAAAAAGUGUCACUGGGCCUGUCGAUGUACGUCCUCGCCUACGGAAUCGGUCCCAUGAUAUUCUCCCCAAUCAGCGAGAUGCCCUCCGUUGGUCGUAACCCGCCGUACAUGGUCAGUUUCCUGAUCUUCGUCCUCAUGCUCAUCCCCGCUGCCCUCACCCGCAACUUCUCCGGACUCAUCGCCGCACGGUUCUUCCAAGGCUUUUUCGGGUCUCCCUGCCUCGCGACAGGCGGCGCCAGUUUACAAGACAUGUUCUCUUUCAUGAAGAUGCCGUAUGUAAUUUCUUUGUGGUCCUUGAUAGCCACAUGCGGUCCUUCUCUCGGUCCCAUCAUCGGGGGCUUCAGUGUCCCGGUCAAGGGCUGGCGAUGGACCCAGUGGGAGUUACUCUGGCUGGCAGGGCCCAUCUGUCUGGCCAUGUUCCUCUUCCUCCCCGAGACCUCCACCCCCAACAUCCUCUUCCGGCGUGCGGAUCGGAUCCGCGCUCUAACGGGAGAGAACCGGCUGAAAAGCCAGGGCGAGAUUGACCAAGCGAAAAUGACCGUGAACGAUAUCGUCAUAGAGAGCCUUUGGCGACCGAUGCAGCUCAUGCUACUGGACCCUAGCAUUGCAUUUACUGCGGUCUACACUGCACUCAUCUACGGUAUCUACUACUCGUUCUUCGAGUCCUUUCCGCUGGUAUACAUGGGAAUGUAUGGCUUCAAUCAAGGCCAGACGGGCCUUGUAUUCCUCUCCAUCCCCAUCGGUACCCUUGUCGCCCUCAUCGUCUACUGGUCCUACAUAUACUGGUUCGUCGAGCCCGAAAUCCUCAAGAACGGCCUCGGUGCCCCCGAACACCGUCUAAUCCCCGGGCUCUUCUCCGCUUUCCUCGUUCCCGCCGGCCUUUUCAUCUUCGCGUGGACCUCCUCCCCUUCCAUCCACUGGGUCGUUUCCGUCAUCGGCGUCGGAAUAUUCACCGCCGGAAUCCUCAUCAUCAUCCAGUGCAUCUUCGUGUACCUCCCCUUUUCCUACCCCCAGUACGCCGCAUCGCUGUUCGCGGGGAACGACCUCGCCCGGUCGUCGCUCGCGGCGGGGUCGAUCCAUUUCUCCAGCCCGCUGUACCAUAACCUGGGCAUCGAUCGCGGCGUCUCGUUGUUGGCGGGGCUGACCGUUGGGUGUGCUGCUGGAGUGUAUAUCCUUUAUUUCUACGGAGCCACGUUGCGAGCGAAGAGCCAGUUCGCGGCGAAGUAAGAGUGCAUUUUGCCAGGCGUUUUCGAAGCACCUGGGCAAGGAAAAGGACAAAAGGGAUGCGGCGGUAAAAUAGAGUACAAAAUUGUCUUCCUAGAAUAAUAUUUCGCGUUUGUAUCACUACCAUCAAUGCUAUAGAUUGCAAGCUUUGAAUUCUAAACCGCUGCGAGCUACACAACUGGGAGAUCCUAUGUCUUCAACUGAACUUCCCUAUCAUCCACUUCCCUUGCCUAGGUGUACAGCAAUCCAGGGCAUUCUAAGAACAUCCUAGAUUCUUCACUCUCUAGAUACAUCUAUGAGAAUCGCCCGUAAGAGGCGGAACUCGCCGGCCUAUACGCGUAAUCAUGCACACUUCCAUUAUUAAUCGAGUUGGUUCAUACUUCAUACAUUAAUAUCCAAUGUGGAGCC
Messenger RNA from Eremomyces bilateralis CBS 781.70, 2595 nucleotides. RefSeq names its product MFS general substrate transporter. Gene Ontology annotation, molecular function: fluconazole transmembrane transporter activity. The record is from RefSeq and is a predicted model, not a curated record. The transcript has 3 exons. Gene Ontology annotation, biological process: xenobiotic detoxification by transmembrane export across the plasma membrane. Bases 349 to 2190 code for a protein of 613 amino acids. NCBI's taxonomy places the organism in Eukaryota, Fungi, Ascomycota, Dothideomycetes, Eremomycetales, Eremomycetaceae.